This is a messenger RNA of Closterium sp. Naga37s-1, 1296 nucleotides long. Lineage: Eukaryota; Viridiplantae; Streptophyta; Zygnematophyceae; Desmidiales; Closteriaceae. The record is from the annotation of a GenBank genome assembly.
AUGUCGUGUUACUGUUACCCGAGCUACCUUGGGAGGAAGCAACGGGGAAGAGGGGGGAGAAUCCGCGCGCGCAGCAGCAGAGCAGCUGACGUCACUGCAGAGAUCGCUGACGCAGCUUCUGUGCGUGAUGGGAAAUCUGGCGAGCGCGAUGCGUGCAUGGCAGGGCGGGCACAGUCGCUGGGCUUUAAGGACCUCCAGCUGAAGCUGCUGCUGGCGGAAGCUGCCCUGCCCGCCCCCUUCUCCAUGAUGAUGGGCUCUGGCGCUAGGGAGGAGGGGGAGGGGGUGGGUGGGGAGAGUGGGGGAGCUGAGGCCUCGUUGGGAGAUUUCGUAGAUGCGUGCAUGGCAGCACGGGCGCAAUCCCUGGGCUUUAAGGACCUCCAGUUGAAGCUGCUGCUGGCGGAGGCUGCCCUGCCCGCCCCCUUCUCCAUGAUGAUGGCUGCUGGCUCUGGGGAGGAGGGGGAGGCGGAGGGGGGAGCGGGGGAGGGGGGGAGAGCGGGUGGGAGAGAACGAGAAGGAAGAGUGGAGGGUGAGGAGAAGAGGGAGGGGGAGGAGGGGAGACGAGGGGGAAGAGAGGAAGGGGUGGAAGGAGGGGCAGCAGGGAGUGGAGAUGGGAAGGGGGGUGGAAGGGGAGAGGAGGGAGAUGAGGAGGGGGUGAGAGAGGUGGGAAAGGAGGAGAGAGUGGAGGGGGAUUUGGAUAGUGACGAUGAGAGAAGGAGCAGCGCUCUUAAAGCCCUUCGAGGGCCCUUUCUGGCUGAGUGUGACCGCAGCCCCGCUUAUGCUUGCUUCCUUGUCCCUCCUCAUUUCUUCCCCUCCAACCACACAAUCUUCAUUCUGGUCAUCCACAGAAGGUAUGAGUUCUGUCUUUCACUCUCUCCUCCCGUUCUCAACCCCGUUGUCAAUCUCACCCCUUCUCUUCUCACGUUCUCACCCUCUCUCAUCUCCUGUUCCCACCCCCUCUCACCUCCCUUUCUCGCCCCCUCUCACCCCCGGUCCUCCGCAGGAGGUGCGGGUUCGAACGCUGUGGACAACAUAAGGAGUGGAGAGGGGUACGAGGGAGUUGUGUCAGCAGACGGUUCUCAGCCUCCUGACCCUACCGAUGGGUUUGUGCAGCAGGUGGGUGUGAACGUCAAGGCAGCAUUUGACCAAGGCAGGGACUACAACUUCGUGCGGAUGGAGCAGGUACUAUCUGGUCAGGAAGCCCAGGCAACACCAGUGCCGCCCUCCAUAGCCACCCUGCAGCAGAUCCAGCUUCUCAUUCUGUUGGCACUUUCCAAAGGCAUGGCUGCCACCGCAUAA